AUGAUUGAAAAGCCUCAUAUUGUUAUUGCAGGAGCUGGUAUUCUUGGACUCACUACAGCAUGGGUAAUUGCUGAAAACUUAUCAGCUUGUAAUACUCCUUAUGAAAUCACAAUAGUUGCCGAAUACGGCCCUCAUUCACCUACCAUGAAUGCCAACUUGACUAAUCUGGCCAAAUAUACUUCUCCAUGGGCUGGUGCUCAUUUUCGACCAUUCCCAAGUAAAAAUGAACAAGAAUUGAAAGAAAUGAAGUUGACAAGAUUGACAUUGCAAAAAUUUAAACAAUUGAGCCAGACAUCUCCUGAAUCAAGUAUUAAGUUUGUCAAGGGGAUAGAAUAUCUUGAAACCCCAGAUGAAUAUUAUUCUAAAUUUGCCUAUGGAUGGAGUGAAGAAAUUGGCAAUUUCAAACCUAAAACAGAUAAGCCAGGGUUUUUAGGGGUUGAAUAUGAUACAUGGGUAGUUAAUUCUCCAAUGUAUUUGCAAUUUCUUUACCGUAAAUUAUCAAUUGAAUAUAGUAAUAUCAAUUUUUUGAAAAUAAGAUUAGAUUCAUUGAAACAAAUCAAUGAUUUAUUUCCAAAAGCCGUAUCUAAAACUCCACCAAUCAUUAUUAAUUGUACUGGUAAUGGGCUACAAUACAAUGGAGGGUUUGAUCCUGAAUGCUAUCCAAUUCGUGGACAAACAUUAUUGAUUAAACCACCGUCACAUGAAAAUGAAACUAACCAAAAAUGUCAAUACUUGGACAAAACGAUAACUUAUCAAUUGAAAGAUGGAUCGUGGAGUUUUGUAAUUCCUCGUCCAUUUAAUGGUGGGGUUAUUUUAGGAGGUAUGAAACAAAUUGGUGAUUCGUUCUUAGGUAUCAAUGAAUCUGAUACUGAACAAUUGAUUGAAAUGGGGAAAAAAUACUUUCCCGAUUUAAUGACUCAAGAUGUUAAUGUCAAUAAUGGGAAACCAUUUUUUGAAAUACUAAGAGUUAAUGUUGGAUUGAGACCUGCCAGAAAAUCAGGAUUGAAUUUGAAUGUGGAAAAACAUGAAAACAAACAAUUUGUCAUCAACAAUUACGGAGCUGGAGGAAUGGGGUAUGAAUUAAGUUAUGGGGCUGCUGUAAAAGUGUAUGAAAAGUUAAUGGAAAUACUAGGUAGAAGACAUCAUCUUUAA
Messenger RNA from Candida dubliniensis CD36, 1152 nucleotides. RefSeq names its product Dao2p (gene DAO2). The record is from RefSeq and is a predicted model, not a curated record. Bases 1 to 1152 code for a protein of 383 amino acids. NCBI's taxonomy places the organism in Eukaryota, Fungi, Ascomycota, Pichiomycetes, Serinales, Debaryomycetaceae. Gene Ontology annotation, molecular function: FAD binding; D-amino-acid oxidase activity. The transcript has a single exon.